AUGGCGGCUCUGCUGGAAGAGACUCUAUUCACCCUGAGCGGUCAAAGCCUCCCCCCUUCUAAAGACCUGUACCAGAUCAUCAUCACACACCAACAGGUGAUCUGGAGAUGGUGGAAGGUUUCUCUGAGGAUCGAGUUCAGAGGAGCAGCGCCUGGAGAGCUGAAACUGUCCCACGAAGAGUUUCUGAACGAUGCCAGACUGCAGCACCAGGUCGGCAUGGUUUUCGGUCCUAACGUCCUGGGGUACACCUUGGCUCUGUGCCAGGGACACUUUGACUACCUGGAGCGUUUACCUGACCGGCUGCUGCUGCGCAUCCUCUCCUUCCUGGACGUCCAGGACAUCUGCUGCCUCGGCCAGACUUCACGAAGAUUCAGAAAGCUGUGCGACUGUAAGGCUGUGUGGGAAUCAGCCAUACGGAGCUGCAGUGAGGAGAUCUCUGAAAAUUUGGAGGCUCUGGCGGAGCAGAUGGGCUGGAGGAGGAUCUAUUUCACCUUUUACCACAACAAACCUCCCAUGGGCAGCGUGGUGGAUCAUCCAGAACCAACAGAACAGCCUGAAAAUCCCGAACCUGAACAACCCAAUUUACCCGAACCUGAACAACCAGAACAACCCUAACCUGAACAACCCAAACUGCCCAUACCUGAACAACCAGAACAACCCAAACCCAAAAAACACAAACCCGAACAGCCUGAACUGGACCAAACCAUUUAAACACAAAUCCUUCACAAACACUUUUAUCUCAGUGUUAUUGUGUGCAGUUCUGAAGUAUUAAUGAAAGUAACUUCUUUAAAGUGUUUCCAGAUACAGUGUUUAAA
Messenger RNA from Colossoma macropomum (tambaqui), 815 nucleotides. RefSeq names its product F-box protein 36a (gene fbxo36a). The record is from RefSeq and is a predicted model, not a curated record. NCBI's taxonomy places the organism in Eukaryota, Metazoa, Chordata, Actinopteri, Characiformes, Serrasalmidae. The transcript has 4 exons. Bases 1 to 615 code for a protein of 204 amino acids. Gene Ontology annotation, molecular function: protein binding.